Molecule: messenger RNA, 2346 nt
Organism: Serendipita indica DSM 11827
Lineage: Eukaryota; Fungi; Basidiomycota; Agaricomycetes; Sebacinales; Serendipitaceae
Source: the annotation of a GenBank genome assembly
AUGGCCAAGCGGAAUAACCAUCUAUUUACGCUCGCCGUCUUGUUUAUUGCCGUCUUGUUGGCGUACAGGCAGCGCAAUAAGAAUCCGCCAUACACGCCUCCAUCAACAACAGACAACAUUUACUAUCCAUCACCGACGACUGCAACAACGGCAAGCACAAUGACGCAUCUUCCUCACCCACACAUUUCAGAGGCACGACAGCUCCCCAAACAAGUCUUUGCGCUCCUUUCACGCAUUCCCUCUCCUUUGCCAUUGAUCUGGGCACUGAUUAUCUGGAUAUAUCAUCUCAUACUCUCCAUCUCUACGCCCAUUCGCAUCGUCUUCGACGCUCUGAGCGUCAUCUUUGCCCCAUCAUCUUACUUCUCUCCGCAACAUAUCACUAUCUGGUCGCAAUCCCAACUGGAAUCGCACUCUCAAUUGGACGAACACUCUACCCGCUCUACGUCUUUGCCGCCACGGCCAUUCUAUUUGGUGCCCUUGUCGGAGGACGAUGUAUCGAUUAGGCAUGUCCUCGAAAUCUUCGCUCCAUCGUUCAAGCCACCAGAGGGAUCAGCAAAGCCGACCGAGGAGAGUAGAAUCGCGAGUAAAAUCGUUCAUAUUCUCAGCCAAUUACCGGAGCCAUUCGACCUCGUCCGCUUCAACCAACUAAUUGGUGAGGAGACAUGGGACGACGACAGCGAGAGGUACAUUUCUGACCGCCAGACGCUCCUCACGAGUCUCAUCUCGCCCCCCUCUUGUGGCGAUGAGGAGGGCGAAAGUGAACGUCUUGAUGGACAUGGUCCUCUCGUUUUUCUCUCCCAAACAGCGGAGAAUCCCAAACUCGUUGUCUUGAGCAACGCCCACGAGUACCUCCAACCCGGAAGCUCAUUGGAACAGUCUAUCUCGUACGUUGCGGCGGAUGGACGCAAAAGCCGCACGUCACUCCUCAUCUCGACUUCGGACCCGAGUAUUGUGAACGAAGCGGUGUGGAGUGCGCUCGACUAUGCCGCGUGCGGUGGCACGACAAGUUCCGCGUGGUAUCAAACGCUUCAACAUCGUCUCACUACCGCCGGGAGGUCAGCCUCAAGACCAUCUGACAUCCCGAAUGCGUCAGAGACGCAAUUGCUUAUUCUUCCUACGAGAGGAUUUGGCGCGGUAGGACAGGGUUGGGAAACUACCCCGAUGUAUGCGACGAUAGACAUGCAGGAACUGGAGAGGACGAUGACAUUACCACUGUCACAGGAGGUGGAGACAACGGCAGAUCCAGAAGACGUCCAAAGAUCACAGAUAUGUGGGCGGAUUAUGCCUCGUCAACAUCCCGUCGACCCUCCACAAACACUGGAGCCGCUCCUGCCAGACGCUGGGCUGCCGACCACACCCGAGAACUUGCACCCUACAAUCGACGUAUCCUCUUAUUCGAGCGAGCUCCAGUCACUUGUAGCUGCCAUCCUCAACGUCGCGGAUGGGAAACCGAACAUCUACGUCGGCUAUGCAGCCGUUCGUGACGUGGUAGGAAAUAGAAAGCGAGUCAAGUCUCUAGGAUGGAGGAAUUUUUCAUAUAUUGUCGAAGCCGCUGUUUCAAAAGGGUACAUUGUCCACGCUGGCGAACAUGGAAAAGGUGGACUCUUACUACUCAAGGCAUCCCCUUUCGCAUCCCAAGCGAAUAAGGCCGAAAUGCUGCCAGUCGAGACCUUGGCAUCCCGAACAGGAUCACCCUCCACCCUAACGACGAGUCUACAUUCAUCUAUGGUAUCAGAAGACACGCAGAGCCAAGCAUCUGAUGUGGACCCUAAUGCCUUUCCCGUACCUUUUCGGCUCCUGAUCGUGGCGAUCCUCGAGCUCUCUGGCGGGAGACCUGAUGUUCUCAUUGAUUAUGUCGAACUACGCAGUAAAGUGGGAAACUUUCGUGCCGUUAGAGCCAUGGGAUGGAGGACGUUUACGCAGCUCAUCCGAGAGGCUGUGGCCGCUGGUUAUGUUGACCAUGUCGUUCGCCAAGGGCUUGAUCGUGUAAAACUGAGAGCUGAUCCGUUUGCUGGACCUGGAUGGAUCCCGCCCACGGACCCGUCGACUACGCCAAUCACACGGCCCUGGGCCCGUCCAGCCGUAUCGAUCGACCAUACGCAGUACCCACCCAACUUUCAAAAGCUAAUGGCGGCUGUCAUCUCGCUCAGCCGCGGCGUCUUCGAUACGCCCGUCAGCGCCAAAUCCGUACGGACUCUGGUGGGUAAAAAGGAGGAGAUUAGAAAGAUGGGUUGGGUCACAUUUUCGAGUCUGGUGGAUGCAGCAUGCGAAAAGGGGUAUAUUCGAACAGGGGGGCUAGAGGGGGACAAACGGAUUAUGCUCUUGCCUUUCAACCCGAAUGCGUGA